CUGAUUAUGAAGUGAACAUGUUGUUGCCUCAGAAUCCGAAUGUUGGAAAUAUACAAGAACAAAAUAAUGUAGUACGGGUCAAGAAUGAACCUAGUUAUUCGCAGAAUGAAUCAAUUGACAACGCGUCUGUUGCAUCAUCCAACAACAUGGAUCUGAAUCCACAUCAGUUCAAUGGAACACCGUCGAAUGUUAUUCAUCAGCCGUAUCUAUUACCAAAUCCAGACAAUACAUUAGAUGCUCAUAGCCCUAUUGUUGGGAACCAAGGUGAUAACAGAAGUCCACACAAUCCAUUGACAAAUUCUCAGAAUUCUGGACCUGAAGAACAGCUGCAAUCGCAAAGGUCCAGCCACUUUUUGCCGUAUGAUCCAAAUAGUCAUAAUUAGUGCGCUUAUUCGAAUUGCAAACAAAGUCGUGUAGAUAUAGAUGUUAACUCAAUAGUU
Messenger RNA from Erigeron canadensis, 440 nucleotides. RefSeq lists its product as uncharacterized. NCBI's taxonomy places the organism in Eukaryota, Viridiplantae, Streptophyta, Magnoliopsida, Asterales, Asteraceae. Bases 18 to 383 code for a protein of 121 amino acids. The record is from RefSeq and is a predicted model, not a curated record. The transcript has 3 exons.